This is a messenger RNA of Python bivittatus (Burmese python), 2565 nucleotides long. NCBI's taxonomy places the organism in Eukaryota, Metazoa, Chordata, Lepidosauria, Squamata, Pythonidae. The record is from RefSeq and is a predicted model, not a curated record.
UUCCCUAAAAAAAAAAGAAAAAUAGAUCGGAGCUAUGGCUAUUUUCUGCAAAAUCUUACUGAAACCAGAGGUUGAAGAAUAUCUCAGGGCUACAUUUAAAAACGCUGAGCUCACAACAUUUAUUGGUCCACUGAAAGCAGAACAGAAAUAUGAGUCCUUGUUAAAUAAUUUAGCUCAUCCACCAGCUUUCACCAGUGUUCGAGUUAACACACAUUUGGCUUCUGUGGAAUAUGUAAAAAAUCUGCUUUCCAAAGAGAUCCAAAAGCAAUAUGAAAGUCUUAGCGUUCCAGUUCUGCAACAUCCAGAACUUCCUGACAUGUUACUUAUCCCUGUUAUUGGGCCCAGAAAGGAUCUGCAAAGGUUGCCAAAUGAAGUUAUUGUUGAUGCACAAUGUGGAAGUGCGGUGCUUCGUGGAGCACAUGUUUAUGCUCCAGGGAUUAUAUCUGCUUCAAAAUUCAUGAAAGCUGGCAGUGUGGUUUCAGUGUACUCUGAUAUUGAAGGGAAAUGCAAAAGAGGAGCCAAAGAGUUUUUCGGGAACAAAGUUUUCAUUGGAAAUGGGAUUUCGGAACUGAGCCGCAAUGAAAUAUUUACUUCUAAUGGCCCAUUGAAAGGGCUGGGAAUAAAAAUGACUGAACCAAUUUACCAUAGUCCUUCAUUUGACAACAUGUUAUCCAGUUAUGUAUUUUUACAGAAUUUGCCCUCAUCUAUUGUGAGUUAUGUUUUAAAUCCUCAGCCUGGACAGAGAAUCUUGGACAUGUGUGCUGCUCCUGGGGGCAAAACUACCCACCUUGCAACAUUAAUGCAUGAUGAGCUUGACUACUGCAGUGCAAUUUACAUGGGGCUAUCCUUGAAGACCACUUGGAAGCUUCACCUGCUGCAGAAUGGAGCAGGGGAAGUGGUAGCCCUGGACAAGAUAGCAGACAGAGUGAAAAAGAUUGAACAAAAUGCUGCAUUACUAAAUUUGAAUUGUAUUAAAGCUUUUUGUUAUGAUGGUACUAAGGCACUUGCUGAUAGCAAAAUAGAAGAUGGGCAAGAAGGACCUCCAUUCUUACCUGAGUCAUUUGAUCGGAUACUUCUUGAUGCUCCAUGCAGUGGAAUGGGACAGAGACCAAAUUUGGCUUAUUCGUGGUCUUUAAAAGAAAUAACUUCUUAUCAACCUUUGCAGCGCAAACUUUUUAGAGCGGCAGUGCAACUGCUAAAGCCAGGGGGCAUCCUAGUAUACAGUACCUGCACAAUUACCCUUUCUGAGAACGAAGAGCAAGUGGCUUGGGCACUGGAAACUUUCCCUUGCCUCCAGCUUGAGUCACAGGAGCCCCAUGUUGGAGGAGAAGGCAUGAGGGGAGCUGGAUUGUCACCUGAGCAGCUGAAACAGCUACAGAGAUUUGAUCCAUCUGAAAUCAUUUUGCAGGGAAUGGACUUUUAUUCUUUGCAGGAUGUCAAAUAUGAAGAUUUAAUACAACUAGCAAAUAAAGACUGCAUAGGAUUUUUUAUUGCAAAAUUUAUAAAAGUGCAGUGAAAAUUGCUUUAGACAUCAAUGUAAAUAAAUCUAUUCUUUCCUUUUAGCCUUUGGAGCGUUCCAAACUGUGUUUCAUGCUGCAGCAAUGUUGCCAAGCCAACAGAUUGACGACAUAGUUGCUAUAGCAGCAGUAAAAUCAGCCAGCUGUUUCUCCUGGGAGAAAUCCACAGGUUGGAGAAACAAGUCUAAGGAAGGGGGCCGUUGCAAUUUGGAAAGUUUAGUUUGGUUUUGCAUUAACAAUGGGUCACUGAUUCUGGAAACCUGCCUGUUUGCUCAGUUUGUCCAGAUGGUUUUGUUUACAAUCAUGCACAGUAGGAAUCCUGCUUCAAAAUAUUCUAUUCUGAGUACAAAAUCAACUUUGAAAGGAUUCUGAUACAUUUUAUAACUUCUUACAAAUUGCCGCUUUGGAAAAACAAUGUUAUGGUAUUAAAAAGCUUCAUUUAAUCAAAAUUGGUGGUGUGAGCAUCUGACUGCUUUUUAUUAGUAAUUCAUGUGAGAGCUUUCUGUUUCCCUACAAAGUUAAUUGUAUUUUGUUUGUGCCUAUCUAUGUAACAGUACACGUUCACUUGUGCUCUCAGGAAUGCUAAGUUGAGUGUUCCAAGAUCAGAUGUGUUGUGUUUGACUCUGGAGCAGAGCCAAAGAAGAAGUACUGAGCUGGGGAAACAAGGCAAAUCCCCUGACAUGUCUUCUGAACACUCACAUCCUUCUUGAACUUUAGCUCCCCUUUAAAACCACCUAUUAGUGACUUUUGCCAUGUCUGACGAUAAAGCAAUUCCAGAGUUAUCUAUGUGUUGUAUGAAACCGCUCUUCAUUAAGCCUCAGUGUUAUUACCUUGGUUUUUAAUAAUAUGAUCUGUGUGUGCAUCAACAUUACCCACAUCAUGCAUGAUUUUAUAUACAUCUGUUAUGGCCUCUUUACCUGGCUUUUUUCAGCAGCCCUCCUCCAACAUAAGGAAGCUCUUCUAUUUUCAUAUCAUUCUGGUUAUACGUUUCUGCACAUUUUCCAAGUUCUAUGAUACUUUUUUGAGAAGUAUGAAUAAGAAUUGUAGA